AUGGAAUCAGAACAAUUACUUGGCACUGGAGGUGCAGAUUCAAACAUUGAGUCCGGGGCACAUCUAUCUAUCAACGGACAAGCCCAGGAAGCCGUCGCGCUGAAGCUUGCCGCUGCAGCUUACUCCUUCGUAGUUGCUGGUCUCAUGGUGGCCACCAUCGGAGUUACACUACCACACCAGCAAACAUAUUACCAACUCAACGACAUCCAAGUAUCCGCUAUCUUCCUCGUUGGACCAGUUGGCUACUGCUUAGCCUCGCUUUACAACAGCCGCAUUCAUGAGAAACUCGGGCAACGCGGAAUCGCUUUCAUAGGCCCCGCAUGCCACCUGGUAUACGCAGUAAUAGGCUCCUUUCAUCCGCCGUUCCUAUUGUUUCUCUUAGGAGUGACUAUUGGUUCCUUCGGAGUGGGAAUAGUUGAUGGAUCCUGGUGUGCUUGGGUUGCUGCACUAAACAACGCAAACACCCUAUCGGGUCUGUUGCAUGGCUCGUUCUCUAUCGGAGCUGCUAUGGCCCCCUAUAUCGCAGGCGUCAUGCUGUCAGCGAAUGACGGACAGUGGUAUCAAUGGUUCUACGUUUUGGCUAUUGCAUCCGCUGUAGAAGUUGUCCUUUUGCCAUUAGCAUUCAGGCACGAAACUGCUGCGAGAUACCAUGAGAAAAAGAGGAAGCAGGCGAACCCCGAAGACGGAGUCGACCAGCGAGCCAUCUUCCGAUACACCGCGACCUGGAUAUACGCUGCCUACCUUUUGGCAUACGUGGGCACCGAGUGCACUGUCUCCGGCUGGGCUGUUGCGUUCAUGCUCCGCGUCCGCCAUGCCAGCACCUACGCCUCGAGCAUCUGCUCCUCGGGCUUUUGGGCAGGUAUGGCAGUCGGACGACUCGCUUUGGGGGCCGUCACAGAGAAGUUGACUCCCCGACGAGCAGUCAUCAUCUAUUUGGUACUCGCUCCCGCCAUCGUGGUGCUUUUCAUGAUAGUCCAGGUUCUCUGGGUCUCAGUACUGUCGAUGGCUCUGCUCGGUUUCGUCAUGGGUCCGCUAUUUCCAUCCUGUAUCGUCGAGUUCGUCCAUUACCUACCGAAAGAGCUGCAUGUUGGUGCGGUAUCGUUCGUGGCUUCUCUCGGUCAAAUCGGUGGUGGCAUAAUUCCAUACAUGCUCGGCGCUAUCACACAGGUAGCAGGUCUUCAGGUGUUUCCUUACAUGCUUCUUUCACAAUUUGCCAUCAUACUUCUCUUGUGGCUUAUAUCGUUUAAGGUAUCCGGAAAGAAACUACUCCAGGAAGAGCCUGGGCGACUGAGACAAGACUAG
Molecule: messenger RNA, 1302 nt
Organism: Colletotrichum phormii
Lineage: Eukaryota; Fungi; Ascomycota; Sordariomycetes; Glomerellales; Glomerellaceae
Product: MFS transporter
Exons: 2
Coding region: 1-1302 (433 amino acids)
Biological process (GO): transmembrane transport
Cellular component (GO): membrane
Molecular function (GO): transmembrane transporter activity
Source: RefSeq, a predicted model, not a curated record